Chelonia mydas (Green sea turtle) is the source of this 4515-nucleotide messenger RNA. It is a transcript of the gene OSBPL5, whose product is annotated as oxysterol binding protein like 5. NCBI's taxonomy places the organism in Eukaryota, Metazoa, Chordata, Testudines, Cheloniidae. The coding region runs from base 532 to 3327 and encodes 931 amino acids. Gene Ontology annotation, cellular component: membrane; intracellular membrane-bounded organelle; cytosol. Gene Ontology annotation, molecular function: sterol binding. The transcript has 24 exons. Gene Ontology annotation, biological process: phospholipid transport. The record is from RefSeq and is a predicted model, not a curated record.
ACAGCUGUACAGCGUUCUAAUGUAAAUGCCUCUCUCCUCCGCGCUGUCUGUCGCCGCCGCCGCCGCUGCCGCCCCUCCGACUAGCACCGGGAAGGGGCAGCAGCUCCAGAGGCCGGCUAACGCGCGAACAGCCAGUGUGUUUUGACUGAAGGGGUUUAGGGCAAGGGGAGCAACAACUGCUCGGGAAAGGCAGGGGGCUGCUUGCCACUGACAGAGCACAGCCGUGCCUGGGAGAGACUUGGUGACGGUGACAGGUCGGAGGAGGGGGCAGGGGAAACGUGUCUGGCCCCACAGAAGGAUCUUUACAUCCAAGACCGGGGGAGGGAGGCUGGCAGCCACCGCCGAGCUGGGCAUCAUGUCAGACACCCGGUGGAGAGGUGUUCAGAGGAACUUUUUACUAUGGUGAGGAGGAGGCAGUAAGGACAUGGGAAAUUUGCUCCACUGAUCUCCAGCAGGAUUUGGGGCAGGGGCUCUGUCGGCCUGAGCUGUCAGGGAUUACGCGUUGAGAAGAAAACCCCUACUGCUCAUGCCAUGAAGGAGGAGAAUUUUCUUCGUCGCAGGUUCUCUCUCUGUCCUGCUUCUUCCACCCCUCAGAAAAUUGAUCCUCGCAAGCUGACACGGAAUCUGUUCUUCGGAGCUGAUAAUGAGAUCUAUCCACUCAGCCCAGGAAAAGACAUGGAAGGAAACAGUCUGUCAGUGCUGAAGGAUGAGACUCCACAGACUCCAAUCUCCAUUAGUAAGACUGAGUAUAAGCUUUGCAAUGGGUCUGAUAAAGAGUGUGUAUCUCCCACAGCCAAAUUUACUAAGAAGGAGACAUUGAAGGUACAGAAGAAGAAUUACAGACAGGAAAAGAAAAGAGCCACCAAGCAACUCUUCAGCGCUCUAAAGGAUCCCAGUGUGGUGAUUAUGGCAGACUGGCUGAAGAUCCGUGGGACCCUGAAAAGCUGGACCAAGCUGUGGUGUGUUCUGAAACCAGGAGUGCUGCUGAUUUAUAAAACACCAAAGAUCGGUCAGUGGGUGGGCACCAUCCUGCUCCAUUCCUGUGAGCUGAUUGAGAGACCCUCCAAAAAGGAUGGCUUCUGUUUUAAACUCUUCCACCCUUUGGAUCAGUCCAUCUGGGCUGUGAAGGGCCCAAAGGGAGAGAAUGUUGGUUCCAUCACUCAGCCUCUUCCCAGCAGCUACUUGAUCUUCAGAGCAGCCUCGGAAUCAGAUGGUCGAUGUUGGUUGGAUGCUCUGGAACUUGCCCUGCGUUGCUCCAGUCUCUUCCGACUCAGCACCUCCAAACAGGGGAAGGAUGGAGACCUGAACUGCUCUUCUGAUUCUUCACAUGCUGGGCUGUAUAACCUGUUGCACACAGCCACCAUCUCUGACCAGGAGCUCUUCCAUUUUAAUGAAUCAGCCCUGGAAAAUCACCAUGUGGAAAAUGAUGCUUUUUCGGACAAGUCUGAGAGAGACAACAUAGAGGAGUCUGAGAAUGAAACUCAUGAGAACAGCCGGAAGACAAAUGAAAGUGAGAGUGACCAGUCUGAAAUCCACGGGGAUAUCUCCCAGGAAAGGAAAGGGACGACCUAUAUGGAGCAGAUCUAUGAGGAAUUUGGGGAGCCUCCUGGAUGCAGGACAGUCGAAAACUGCUCUGUGAGUUCAGAUAUUUUACAGACGGGUGAAUCCUCUCAAACAGAAACGGUCUCGGAAGAAAACAAGAGCUUGAUGUGGAUUCUGCUGAAGCAGCUGCGGCCUGGAAUGGACUUGUCCCGAGUGGUUCUGCCCACCUUCAUCCUGGAGCCACGUUCUUUCCUCAACAAACUCUCUGAUUAUUACUACCAUGCUGACCUACUUUCCCAUAGACUACCAGUUUUGUAUCUGGUUGGAAAUACACUGAGGACAGUUUCAUCACAUGAUCACUUCCUGCUCCAUCUAAAACUGGGAAGAUUUAAAGUGGUCAGAGCUGCACUCGAAGACGAUCCAUACAGUCGAAUCAAGCAAGUGUUGAGAUGGUAUUUGUCAGGCUUUUAUAAGAAGCCAAAGGGAAUAAAAAAGCCAUAUAACCCCAUUUUGGGAGAGACCUUUCGCUGCUGUUGGUUUCACCCACAGACAAACAGUCACACGUUUUACAUCGCAGAACAGGUAUCUCAUCACCCACCAGUGUCAGCCUUUCACGUCAGUAACAGGAAGGAUGGGUUCUGCAUUACUGGCAGCAUUCUCGCCAAGUCCAAGUUUUAUGGUAACUCACUUUCUGCAUUAUUGGAUGGGAAAGCCAAGCUUACAUUUCUAAAUAGGGGUGAAGACUACAUCAUUACGAUGCCAUAUGCCCAUUGUAAAGGAAUUUUAUACGGUACCAUGACAAUGGAGCUUGGAGGGAAAGUUACUAUCGAAUGUGAGAAAAGCAGCUACAGGGCAGAGCUGGAGUUCAAGCUCAAGCCCUUCUUUGGUGGCAGCACAAGCAUUAAUCAAAUCUCUGGGAAGAUUAAAUCAGGAGAAGAAGUGUUAGCAAGCCUUGAUGGACACUGGGAUGGGGAAGUGUACAUAAAUGACCUGAAAAAUGGGAACACUGAAAUAUUCUGGAACCCAACCAGUGAGGUGCGGCGGCAAAGACUGAAACGCCACAUUGUGCUAUUUGAAGAGCAAACAGACUCUGAAUCAGAGAGACUUUGGCAGCAUGUAACAAGUGCAAUAAACAAAGGAGAUCAACACAAGGCAACUCAGGAGAAAUUUAUAUUGGAAGAAGAGCAGAGGAACGCUUCACGGGAGCGGAAGGAGAAUGGCACGGAGUGGAAGCCGCUGCUCUUCCGACACGAUGCUGCUACCAACGAAUGGCACUACAAAUACGAAGAUUUAAGGCCCUGGGACCCUUUAAAUGACAUUGCCCAGUUUGAGAAAGAUGGGAUACUUCAAACCAUGGAGAGGCACCUAUCCACAAGGAUAUUGUCCCACAAAACCAUGUGUAUAAACAACCAAGUUAUACGACACAAGAGAUCUGCGAAAGAAUGCAGGCGUCGUAAAACCAGUGACCAACCAUCCAACCACAGCCAGAACACUGAGAGCAGCUGUUCAACACCAGAGUCUGUGCAGGAACUGUCGGACGAUGAUGGUUUUGAAAGUCCAUGUGCUCGGUGCGGAAAGGAAAUGAAUCACCUGAAGGAAAUCCACAUGACUGUCUUAUCCCUACAGAAAGCCCAGCAGGACAUACACAGAAACCUCACUGCUCUGAACAAAAAAUCUUUCUACAGGAAGGCCUCUUCCGAAAACCUCCUCCUGGACUCUCGCUGCUGGUUUCUCAUUUGCGUCUUUCUUACAUGUCAAUUGUUCAUUAAUUAUGUCUUCAAAUAAAAGCACUACGUUUGGCAGCAAUAAAAGUUACUGGCUGCAGGAGGGGGACACUCGCGCAAGGAGCCCAUCGAGGCACCAAGCACUUUAAAACCAACGCAGCAGAGAUGGAAGAAAGAGCCAGGCUAAAAGGGGACCCAGGGAACCAACAGAGUUUAGUUCCUUCAGAUUGUCAUUUGCCUUUUUACAUGUACAUCUUCAAGGACCUCUUUACCUGUACGGGCCUUAAUGCUAAAGCCAAAUGUAGCUUUAAUUGUGCAAUUUGUUUUCUAUGUCUUGUCAUUUUCUGAUGCAAUCCAUAAUUACCAAGCAGUAUUGCUGCCCCAAUAAUGGCAAACAUCCACAUGGUUUUUGGAAUGAUUCCAUUGCUUUGUUUUAUAGCUCUAAGGGUUGGGGGAGGUGGGAAGGGUUCUUAUUGUCCAUUUUCAAGAUGUCUGUUGGAUACAUUCAGUUAUGGGAGGGGAACAUCAGACGGUCCAAAAAUCCAACCACUUGGUUAUUGGUCAUGGUUUCUCCUGGGUCUUGCUGUUGACACACACACAGUUGGACCUGAAAAUGUGCAUGACACUCCACUGCACAGAGAUUGUAAAUAUGCACCAUUUCCUAAAGUUGCCACCUUUAGGAAAUGGGAGUCAUUCAGUAAAGCUCCUCAUUCUGUUACAGAGCCGAUAAUGUCCUGAACUAGACCCACUGAGUCAAAUGUCAGACAUACUUGUUUAUAAAUCCUGGUCACUUUUUUUUUUUUUGCUAUAUGGCUGUUUUUAUAUUAUAAUAACACAAGAAUUGUACAGAAUUCCUCUGAAAUUUCCCAUUGCCUCCUUGGAGAGGGAGCAAGUAUGUGUGUUUGUUCGUAGGCACAUCUAUUAUUAAAGGUCAGGAAGGGUAAGGGUUUUGCCACUGCGUUGUUAACUCUGUUAACAGUCUUCCUAUUUUACACCAUUUUUUAAAAGAUUUGCAAUAUUCUUUGUAGAUUGCAGUCAGUACUAAGCCUUUAUUUUCUGGCCUGAAGUAGUUCCAAGUGGUAAGUACUGCUAUAUAUACAGCCUUAAAAUACUUAGUGAUGGUGCCAGACUGGCAAACUUUAAAUGUAAAUGUUUCCAAAUUUUUAACUACAUUCCUUGUCAAGUUCCCCAGUUAGGGGAAACCUGUUUGUGCUUGAUAUGUUAAAAUAAAAUUACACCGAACUUUCAA